Molecule: messenger RNA, 666 nt
Organism: Acytostelium subglobosum LB1
Lineage: Eukaryota; Evosea; Eumycetozoa; Acytosteliales; Acytosteliaceae
Exons: 3
Coding region: 1-666 (221 amino acids)
Cellular component (GO): nucleus
Source: RefSeq, a predicted model, not a curated record
AUGAGCGACUUUAAUAAGAAGAAGACACUGCAUCCAUUGUCAAGAAAGGCAAAGAGAGUCACAAGAGAGGGCUUCAGAGUUGUAAAGAAGGUCAAGCAAGUCUCUGCAAAGAACAAGGAACAGACUGUAUUGUAUCACAAGGUGAUGUGGUUCAAGUCAAAGAUAGAAGAACAACCAAAGAGAGUAUACUCAGCAAGAGAGAUUGCAGGAUUCAUUGAGGAAUAUAUUCAGAGGAAUGAUGAUCAGUUGUUGGAUCUAGAGGAUAUUAAGCGCAAGGUUAACAGAUCAAACACGACCGACUUGUUGCAAUCACUCAAGGAUAAUGAGACGUUGCAGUUCAAUAAGGAGGGUUACCUCGUACCUGAUAUAUCAAGAGUAGCAGCAGUCAAGUGGCUGACAGAGUGGGAUGGAAAUAUGAAGGUUAUAACCAAUCUGCCAAUGAAGAGAUUCAAGGCAGUACAAGCUGAAGAUGAAAUAGAGACUACUACCACAACUACGACUACAACGACAACAGACAACAACAAUGAAGAUGAAACAAUGAAAUCAACACCAUCCAAACCAUCUCUACGUACUCAACUGGAAUCACCUGCUACAUCCAAUCCAUUUGCCUCGCUCUCCAAGUCACUUUUGCAACAACCAGUGUCCACCUCGACGCCAAUGACAUAA